GCGGCGGUUGGCGGCGACAGAGAGCGUUUGAGCCAGGACCGGGCCGAGGCGCACUCUCCGCCCACAGAAAUGAGCUGUCAGACACAGACGGCGUUGCCUCCUGGCAGCUCCCAGAGCGUGGCCGCCCUGACUGGCACAACUUCGCCCAACAGUGACUGGGCGAGUCUCUUUAAGUGACUGGGCUGCUCUGACUACGUAUUACCGCCCAUCCUUCAGUGUCAGAGUGGCCAUCUUGUUUGUGGCAACUGUCGCUCAAAGAUCUCCUGUUGUCCGACUUGCCUCGACCCGUUGGCAUCCAUUCGCAACUUGGCUAUGGAGAACGUGGCCAAUUCAGUCCUCUUUCCCUGUAAAUAUGCCUCUUCAGGAUGUGAAGUCACUCUGCCACACACGGAGAAGGCAGACCACGAAGAACUCUGUGAGUGUCGGCCUUGCUGCUGCCCAUGCCCUGGCGCCUCCUGCAAAUGGCAAGGCUCUCUGGAUGCUGUCAUACCACAUCUGAUGCAUCAGCACGAGUCCAUCACAACCCUUCAGGGCGCGGACAUUGUUUUCCUCGCUACCGACAUUAACCUUCCUGGUGCCUUCGACUGGGUGAUGAUGCAGUCCUGCUUUGGAGUUCACUUCAUGUUAGUCUUAGAGAAACAGGAAAAAUACGUUGGUCACCAGCAAUUUUUUGCCAUUGUACAACUGAUAGGAACGCACAAGGAAGCUGAAAACUUCUUUUAUCGACUUGAGCUCAGUGGUCCUCGGCGGCGACUGACUUGGGAGGCCACGCCUCGAUCUAUUCACGAGGGCAUUGCAACAGCCAUCACGAACAGCGACUGCCUAGUCUUUGACACCAAAGUUGCACAGCUUUUUGAAGAAAAUGGCAAUUUAAGCAUCAAUGUAACUAUUUCCAUGUGUUGAAACGGCAGUCAAACGUUUUCUGGCCAGUGUUUAAAACCACUGCAUUCGAUUUCAGAAAAUAAGGCACCUGCCUGCCUACCAAUCAGAAUUUUUUGUAGGUAGAAGCUAGACACAUGAUGCUAAAUAAAGGGAAAGGCCAUUAAAUACAUGUAAUAACAUGCAAUAUAUUUAAUGUAAUAAAUGUAAUAACACUAAUAUAUUUAAAAAUAAGUCAACAGGAAACCACUGAAAUAUAUAUAUGCACACACACACACACACACACACACCCCCAAGAUGGGCAUCUUUUGUAUUAAGGAAGCACUGUAAAAUAAUUCUGAAUUUGUGUUUGUUGUAGAUUGAGUAUACUGUUGAAAAAUACUAGGUUCUUGUUUUUUGUGUGUGUGUUUGGAUUUUUUUCCCCUUUAACUGAAAAAGCCAUGUUGAGUGGUCUUGGACCACUGCUUUUCCCCUACGUGAGUCAAUACAUAGUGCUGCUGCUGUGUGUAUAUUUUUGUGUGUGUGUAUUUGCUAAUUUUUAUUAAUUCUAGUUUUCAUUAAGUAAAUUUGACUUUCUUUCCUGUAAUUCAGGUUUUUCCUCACUUUUUUGUACCUUUUAAAAAUAGUGUCUUAUUGAUAUGCAUAAUUGUUGAUGGUAAAAUGUAUACAUGUGUUUGAUACAUAUUUUCUUUUCCACAUUAAUCAGUUUAUUAGAAAUAUUUUAAAUUCAACUACUUUGUGAAGAUAUGGGUUUCAGAAAGGAAAGGUAACAUCGGAAGAAUCAUCAGUAGCUAUUUAAAGCAGCUAUAAAAUGGCCUCCCUCUCUUGUCCAGUUGAGUCAUACCUUCAAACUUAUUCUUUGUCAAGCUAGAGAGUACUGAUUCUUUUUUAAUACUGGGGAAAAAAAAUCAGGUUCCCCGUCCCCCCACAUAUCUUGGACAAACUACAUAUGUUUAAAAUUUGUUCUUGUAUCUAUUGGUUUUGCAAAAGAAGGCAUCAUCUCACACAGUAUUUGUAAUUAAAAGCAAAUCAUUUGUUUAAAAAAAAAGGCAGUUUGCAAAAAAAAUGUUUUUGGUCUUUUAUAAUUCGCAUUAAAAGAAUAUCUGGCCAAUUAAAAAAAAAAGAAUUAUAGAACUAGUUCAGAUGCUCUAACAGCCAAACAACAGAAUUCCAGAAAGAGGAAAAAGGAAGAAAAAUAAAAAUAUAGAGGAUGUUGUAGCAGCAACCAAUACAACACUGUAAAGCAACUAUACUUCAAUAAAACUUGAUUUUAAAAAAAGAGAGGAAAGGCAAAGAAUUAAUUCACAUAAAUUUUCCAGAACUGAAAGACAAGUUGCCUGAUCGAGAAAGCCUGCCUAGACCCAGCACAAUGGAUGAAAAUAGACCCACACCAAGCAACCUGCCCAUGAAUUUCAGAAGGCCAAGAACAAAAAGGAGUUCACAAGCUUUCAACGAGGAGAUAUAAAUAGUCCAGUGCAAAGGAUGAUGGAUCAGAAGGCUUCUGACUUCUCUAGGCCAACAAUGAAAGCAAGGAGGCAACAGAGCAGGUAUAGAAAUGUCAGUCGAAGCAAGGAUACAAUAAAGACAUUUCCAUCCCUGCACAGUUUCCAGAAAUUGACCCCAUAGGCAUCCUUUCUCAAGGGGACGUGGGCGAUGAUAUAAAAAGUAAGAAGGAGAAAACACGGGACACAAGAAGAAAGAGAUCCAACACAGCAAACAAAGACAACCUCCAGGAUAAGAGUGACGAGGGAUCUCAAGAUGACAGGUGAACCGCAGACAGGGCACGGCCGGCGCGGAGCGCGGCAGCAGCUCAAGUCCUAGGGGUGUGGACUGCAAUCAACACAAGAGGCUUCCUGCUCCUGGACCCUCUUUCUAACGCCAGGAGAGAAUUCCCAGGUGAGCUGGCCCAGAUUCUCACCUGGGCUUGUUUAUCUCAGUGUGCUGAUGAAGUGCCUCUUCUCCACUCCCCUCCAUGCCCACAAAAGUAUUCUGCUUGGACCUACUUCUGAGAGCAGGAGCAAAGCCAUGGCGGGCUUCGAAUCAAAAGUAAGCAGCAGUCACAGAGCAAUUAAGCCCAGGCCACAACUACUGAGCCCGUGCACCUAGAGUCCACGCCCCACAACAAGGGAAGUCACCACGAUGAGAAGCCCGUGUGCCGCAACUAGAAAGCCUGCACACAGCAGCAAACACCCAGCACAGCC
Molecule: messenger RNA, 3080 nt
Organism: Odocoileus virginianus texanus
Lineage: Eukaryota; Metazoa; Chordata; Mammalia; Artiodactyla; Cervidae
Source: RefSeq, a predicted model, not a curated record